AUGAAGUCAUCCCUCAUCUUCGCCACCGGCGCGACUGCAGCGGCAGUCGCCAACUCUUCCUACCUGACCUGGACAGCCGACUCGCAGAUCAGACACGGCGUGAGGAAAACAUUCGGCUACACACAAGCCACCCUGUACGAAGGCUACGAAGCCGCCAUCGCCCUGACCCACAACCAGACCCUCGUGGACUGGUACCGGGGCCAAAUCGACCCCCUCGUGGCUGCCAACGGCAGCAUCGUGAACUGGAACUCCACCCACUACUCGCUGGACGAUUACCGCAUCGGUAAUAACUUUCUGUGGUGGUACGACCGCACGGGCGAGCAGAAGUUCAAGACCGCCGCGAACACCAUUCGCGAGCAGCUCAACCGGCACCCGCAGAACAACGAGGGCGGCUUCUGGCACCGCGCGCCCGUGUACAAGGACCAGAUGUGGCUCGACGGCAUCUUCAUGGCGGACACGUUCUACGCGACCUGGACACGCAAAUUCGACAGCGACAACGCAACGGCGUGGAACCACAUCGUCCACCAAUUCGACACCAUUGAAAAGUACACGCGCAACACGACCACUGGGCUGCUCGUCCACGGCUACGAUGAGAGCAAGAGCAAGGUCUGGGCCGACCCCGUGACGGGCGCGGCACCACACGUGUGGAGCAGAGCGGUGGGAUGGUACUUUAUGGCGCUGCUCGAGACGAUUCCGCUGCUGCCCGCGACGCACCCGGGCAGAGCACGGUUGGUGAGGUACUUCACGACGCUGUCGGCGGCGCUGAAGAAGACGCAGGACGCGUCGGGAGGCUGGUGGCUGAUCAUGGAGGAGCCGUACCCCGGCGCCGAGGGGAACUACAUCGAGUCUUCGGCGUCGGCCAUGUUCACGUACGGCCUGCUGCGGGGCAUGCAAGACGGGUAUCUGAGGGAGAGGGAGUACCUGAGUUCGGCGAAGAAAGGGUAUCAUCUACUGACCAGCAGGUUCAACACUGUAAGGGCCGACGGCACGCUAGACUGGCAGGGCACCGUUGAAGUGGGCAGCCUGGGCGGCAACGCGACGUAUGAGUACUACAUCGGUGUGCCGCUCGUUGUGAACGACUACAAAGGCGUGGGGCCUUUCAUGCUAGCGAGCUAUGAGAUGGAGAUUCGGAAGUGA
This is a messenger RNA of Didymella exigua CBS 183.55, 1137 nucleotides long. RefSeq names its product glycoside hydrolase family 105 protein. Gene Ontology annotation, biological process: carbohydrate metabolic process. The transcript has 2 exons. The record is from RefSeq and is a predicted model, not a curated record. NCBI's taxonomy places the organism in Eukaryota, Fungi, Ascomycota, Dothideomycetes, Pleosporales, Didymellaceae. The coding region runs from base 1 to 1137 and encodes 378 amino acids.